Cylicocyclus nassatus is the source of this 1128-nucleotide messenger RNA. Lineage: Eukaryota; Metazoa; Nematoda; Chromadorea; Rhabditida; Strongylidae. The record is from the annotation of a GenBank genome assembly.
AUGCGUUAUCUAGCAAUUAUUCUGAUCACUCUACUCAUCUUCAAAGGAGUAAGAUCUCAAGACUCAACUACUGCUGCUGUAGCAGCAGGAGGAGAAACCACCGCAGCAGCAGGAGGGGAGACUACCGCUGCAGCAGGAGGAGAAACCACCGCAGCCGCAGGAGGGGAAACUACCGCUGCAGCAGGGGAAACCACCGCCGCAGGAGGGGAGACUACCGGUGCAGGAGGAGGAGAAACCACAGCAGCCGCAGGAGGGGAAACUACCGCUGCAGCAGGGGAAACCACCGCCGCAGGAGGGGAGACUACCGGUGCAGGAGGUUCUACCGCCGCAGGAGGAGACAGCACUACUGCUGCCGAAGGAGCGACAACAGGCCGGACAGGCACAGGCGCAGAGACUACGGGAGCAGGAACAACAGGUAAAACCACGGUAGCUGGAGGUACAACAACAGGUGCUGGCGCUGGUGAAACUACAACUACUGGACAAAAAGAAACCGAAGCUCCUGUACCUCCAGCGAACAACCAGAUGUGCCCAGGUAAUAAACGUACGAACGACAAGAUCAGAAAGAAGGCUCUUGAUCUGACUAACUGGCGUAGAUCAGUACUUGCCCAGGGACAAGUGGUGAAGAGGAACGGUGUCUACAUGCCUACAGCUGCAAAUAUGCAGAAAUUAAGAUAUGACUGCGAUCUUGAACUCAAAGCGCGCGACCGUGCUGAGGCGUGCCAACCUGUGGAAAAUGAGGCAAACACGCAGGAUUAUCAGGAGAACAGAUAUUACAUUCCGAAAUCAGAUGUUGCAUCUGCCGAAGCGCCUAGAGUUGAUGCCAUGGCCGCGAGUAUAAAGGAGUGGUGGAAACGGGUGAGACUAGAUGAGCCUAUUGGGCUGCAAUGUUAUUUCAGAGCCAAACAUGAAAGUAUGCAAGUGAGAACGUUCACUAGGAUGGCUUGGGCUAACACAAACAAAAUGGGUUGCACGGUUCAAGAAUGUGGUGAUCAAUGGCAUGCCGUAUGCCUCUAUAGCCCACCUGGAAACAAAGUCGAAGAAAGGAUUUACAUUCCCGGAACUACGUGCACCAUGUGUCCGGUUGGAACAUCCUGUGACCGCGCUCUUGGACUGUGCGAGGCUCCUUGA